AUGCGUUUAUUUUCGGUAUUCAUAAUCAUCUGUUCAAUAUUAUUAGAGACUAAUGCUAAGAGCGAAAGUCUUGGUCAUGUAGUAUUGAUAACAGCUCCUUUAUUUGGUCAUAUGAUUCCACUAUUAGAUUUUGCUAAACGUUUAUCCGAAUAUCAUCAUGUAACUUAUAUCGUAUCGGCAUCAAAACUCGACAUUCUUAAACAACAUGUAUCUAUUAAUCAAACUGAAGCUAAUACUUCAAUACAAUCAAGAAUAGAAUUCAUUGGUUUACUUGAUGGUAAUAAUGAUGAUUAUCAAGUUACAAAUAAAGGCAUGAAUGUUCCAAUGAGAGAAAUAGCUCGUCGAAUGCAUGAACCUCUUUUGACGUUACUCUUUCCAGAAAAAACUACAACAAUCUUAGCAACUCAUUCAAUCACACGACCUAUUGAUUUGAUCAUUACUGAUCUAUCUGUUUUGACACCUGUUUGGGAAAGUUAUACAAGAAAUAUUCCGAUUUAUAUCUUCGUUCCUAAUAGUCUAUUAUUUUUUAUGCACACUAUUGACAUAGCAAUACACAAUACUAAAAGUGGCAAAGUGAAUCCAAACUUUGAUCAUCAAAUAGAUUUCCUCGUUUUGCUUACGAAGGGAAUUAUUUGCAAUUCGGUUUUUGAACUUGACGAUAUCAUUUUGGAUAAAUUACGUCGAAAAUCACAACCUGCUGCAAAUAUACCCGUUCUAUUUGUAGCACCAUUGAUCUCGGACGAUUUUGCUGAAACUCGUCAAAGUUCUCUUAUUGUUCAUAUCAAACAAUGGUUGGAUAGACAUUGGGAACGAGCAAAUAGGUCUGCCUGUGUGAUCUAUAUUGCUUUUGGUUCGUGGGUUUCUCAUGAUUCUAAACAACUUUCCGAAAUCACCAAUGCUCUCAAACCAUAUCCAUUUAUUUGGUCAUUAAAAAAGAAAUUACAAACACUUAUUUUACCCUUAGGCAUUGAUAGUGAACAACAUUUACUUCUUGAUUGGACUCCACAACGAUUUAUUCUCUCACAUCCUGCUGUACGUUUAUUUAUAUCACAUGGUGGUUGGAAUAGUUUACUUGAAAGUAUGUCAGCCGCAAAACCAACACUUGUCUGGCCUUUUUUCGCUGAUCAGACAGUGAAUGGGUACCGGUUAGAACACGAAUUCGGUAUGGGUCGACAUAUGUUGAAUACUGAUCUUGCCAGUGGUCAACGAAUAAUCACAAGUGAUGAACUAACAUCGUAUUUGAAAGAAAUAUUCGCCCGAGAAAUGGAAUAUUUACAAAACGCGCAAGAUAUUCAAGACGUUAUUUUCCAUGCAAAAGAAAAUAGUUCACGUCUGGACGUUGAGAAGGUCAUCAAGAUCAUUGACGAUCAAGCAAGUAAACGCAUGAAAAAACAUCACGAACUAUAA
Messenger RNA from Adineta ricciae, 1407 nucleotides. The record is from the annotation of a GenBank genome assembly. Lineage: Eukaryota; Metazoa; Rotifera; Eurotatoria; Adinetida; Adinetidae.